CUUUGAAAUAAACUUAAUACUUUCAUCUGUGCUGAUGCCUUUCAUACACCACUUCUCAUUUGGUUCGAUUUUCUUCAUCUUCCAUUUAUAAAGUCAAUAUGCAAUCAUUGUUGAGACCUGUUUUGAUGCCGAUGCGUUUUCAAUAUCGCUGCAUUGCUACUAAUAAUGUGAUGCCUGCUUUGCAAUCCGAGAUACGAAAAAAACUAAUGGAAUCCAUGAGAAAUAAAGACAAGAAACAGACUAGUACUAUAAAGUUAUUUUUAUCUGAAAUUGAAAUUGCCAACAAAUCUAGUCGUCCUGUCACGAAUGAUUCAGAAGUUAUUCGACUUUUGAACAAGAGCAUCAAGAAGAAAAAGCAGGCUAUAGAACAGUUUCUGUCAGCAAACAGAACAGAUCUUUCUGAUAAAGAAAAGGAUGAAGUUGCAAUCUUGCAAAACUUUCUUCCCCGGGAAGCAUAAAUAUCAUCGAUCAUUUGACCUUUUUAUUUGUUGCUUUUCUCGUAAAAAUAAAUUAAUCCCCUCUUAUGGAGCUUGUCACUAUGAUUGCUCUUUGCAAUAGCAUCUAGCAUCUCAAAAUGAAUUUGCUUUCUUCAUCUAACCUCUCUUGACUCUAUAAACAUAUUAGGAAAUAAGUGUAUUACACUUUGUUCUACCGUUACUCUUGCCUUAAAAUCAUUAGUCUGUCUUUCUGGCUUGCUGAAUAAAUAUAUGUACAAAUUUACUUCCGUCACAGGCACCUGUUCUAUUACUGGAUAAAGCACAUCCGGAAAUGAAUUCAAGCAUAUUCAGUAGCUUUUAAAUAAUUAAAAAGGUCUGCUCGUUGUUUUCGUUACUUGCGGGUUUAUUAGCACACAAAAAUGAACCAAAGCAAUCAUGAACGUUGAAAUAAUCAUUCAAAGUUUUUAUAUUAGAAGAUACUUCCAAGAAACAAAUAAUUAAAUUAUAAUCUGUACUGAUGGCUGA
Messenger RNA from Schizosaccharomyces octosporus yFS286, 962 nucleotides. RefSeq names its product GatB/YqeY domain-containing protein. The coding region runs from base 99 to 458 and encodes 119 amino acids. The record is from RefSeq and is a predicted model, not a curated record. Gene Ontology annotation, molecular function: carbon-nitrogen ligase activity, with glutamine as amido-N-donor. The transcript has 3 exons. NCBI's taxonomy places the organism in Eukaryota, Fungi, Ascomycota, Schizosaccharomycetes, Schizosaccharomycetales, Schizosaccharomycetaceae. Gene Ontology annotation, cellular component: mitochondrion.